Messenger RNA from Ostrea edulis (European flat oyster), 699 nucleotides. RefSeq lists its product as uncharacterized. Lineage: Eukaryota; Metazoa; Mollusca; Bivalvia; Ostreida; Ostreidae. The record is from RefSeq and is a predicted model, not a curated record. The transcript is spliced from 2 exons. Bases 1 to 699 code for a protein of 232 amino acids.
AUGCAGUGUGGAAGCAUCCAUCCUCUCCAUCGCCCUGUCCAUCCUCUCCAUCGCCCUGUCCAUCCUCUCCAUCACCCUGUCCAUCCUCUCCAUCGCCCUGUCCAUUCUCUCCAUCACCCUGUCCAUCCUCUCCAUCGCCCUGUCCAUCCUCUCCAUUGCCCUGUCCAUCCUCUCCAUCACCCUGUCCAUCCUCUCCAUUGCCCUGUCCAUCCUCUCCAUCACCCUGUCCAUCCUCUCUAUCCUCUCCAUUGCCCUGUCCAUCCUCUCCAUCACCCUGUCCAUUCUCUCCAUCGCCCUGUCCAUCCUCUCCAUUGCCCUGUCCAUUCUCUCCAUCACCCUGUCCAUUCUCUCCAUCACCCUGUCCAUCCUCUCCAUCGCCCUCUCCAUCCUCUCCAUCACCCUGUCCAUCCUCUCCAUCACCCUGUCCAUUCUCUCCAUCGCCCUGUCCAUCCUCUCCAUCACCCUGUCCAUCCUCUCCAUCACCCUGUCCAUCCUCUCCAUCGCCCUCUCCAUCCUCUCCAUCACCCUGUCCAUUCUCUCCAUCGCCCUGUCCAUCCUCUCCAUCGCCCUGUCCAUUCUCUCCAUCACCCUGUCCAUCCUCUCCAUCGCCCAGUCCAUCCUCUCCAUCGCCCUGUCCAUCCUCUCCAUCACCCUGUCCAUUCUCUCCAUCGCCCUGUCCAUCCUCUCCAUCGCCCUUAA